Messenger RNA from Leopardus geoffroyi (Geoffroy's cat), 1794 nucleotides. RefSeq names its product translocase of inner mitochondrial membrane 13 (gene TIMM13). The record is from RefSeq and is a predicted model, not a curated record. NCBI's taxonomy places the organism in Eukaryota, Metazoa, Chordata, Mammalia, Carnivora, Felidae. The transcript has 3 exons. Bases 152 to 475 code for a protein of 107 amino acids.
CGCAUGCGCAAAGAUGGAAGCACAGCUUUGUGGGGGUCGUAGUCCGACAAGCCCGGACUCCAUUUCCCGUGGUGCCCUGGGGGGGGGGGCAACUUCCGGCGCGGGUACGGGUCGGCGCACGCGGUCUCGGUUCGGUUGACUUUGCGGAGCCAUGGAGGGUGGCUUCGGCUCGGACUUCGGGAGCUCCGGCGGCGGCAAACUGGACCCGGGGCUCAUCAUGGAGCAGGUGAAGGUGCAGAUCGCCGUGGCUAACGCGCAGGAGCUGCUGCAGAGGAUGACGGACAAGUGCUUCCGGAAGUGCAUCGGGAAGCCGGGGGGCUCCCUGGACAAUUCGGAGCAGCCUCCUGUCCCAACCUCAGCUGGAAGGGGAGAACGGAGAGAUGGGGGCCACCUGUCCGGUUCCCUCUCAGCCCCAUCCCCAGCACGCCAACACCAUGGGGAUCUUGCCCAAGACCGGGAGGCCUGGGGAAUCUGAUGGAAACAGCUCCUCUCCUGGAAGUGCCCCCCCAUGCUGAACAACGCGAGAAUGUGUGCCAUUCCAGGGGGCUUCCUCACCUCCACUGGAGGCCAAGAACUUGGCUGUGACUAUUAGAACAGUAAAAAUCACCAGGGCGGGAGGCCAGACCCAGAUAAAGCCGGCUACAGAGACAGUGUUUCUGCCAGGAACAAGCAGCGGCAGCUGUGAAGUAUCCCUGAGCGUCCCUGCUGGAAGCUUCCCCGCACCCAGACCAGCAGAAACUGCCGUCAGGAACCAGUGAACAGAAGACCCCCUUUGGCCUGGGACCUUCGUCUCCUUUCCGGUCCAGGUGCAUAACUUCUCAGCGGGUUCCGGACUGGAUGCUCCGCAUCCGUCUUAACUUUGUGUUGCCAGGGAAACAGGACCUGGGUCCCCCUGAAAGGGUCUAGACGACCCUUGCCCGGACCCCUGGCAUGUGGCCGACUGGGCCCGCAGCCAACAGAGACUGCUUCUUUUCGAUGCCAUCCACCCCCUCUGUGCCCCCAGACCCUUCCUUGGUCUGGGAGCCGUGCGAUGGUUCUGAAGGCUGCAGCGAGCCCCUAAACCUGGCUUUGUGGGCACAGGUCCGUGCCUGAGCGACCCAGGCUCAUCGGGCCACGUGUGCACACGUCCAUACGUGUGCGAGGGAAAGGGAAGAGAAUAGGGAAGAGAAGGCGACACAUCCUUAAAGAUAGUGACCACGAGCGCUUUCCCCCAGCUCCUGUGUCCUGGGGUUAGACCAGACGCACACACCCCUGCCACCCCUGAACAGGACAGUGGGGAUCCAGGGGGCCCAGGGAGGGACCCUGAUGCAGGAGGGAAGCAGGGAAACCCCCCUGGGUCGCAGUCUCUAUAGGGGAGUCGGUGAGGAUGCUGGAGAUGGGGACUUGGAACAGCCGGGAAUUCUGGGAAACUCCCCAGGAGGAAGGAAAGUGGAUGCAGCCAGCAGAGGCCCGCAGCCCCACGUGCUGAACCCCUGGGACUCCCAGAAGCGUGCUCGGUCCCUCCCUGCCGACCUGCUCCCCGCCUGAAUGAAGCCAGACUCCGCCCCUCAGCAUCUGGACAGGAGCACAACGUUCAGUUCAUGUCCGCUGGGGGCAGGCGGGGGCGGUGUGCCCAGGGCCCUCCCCCAGCCCCCCACCCCGCCUCCACCCUAAUUGGUAGGGCCCCUCCUCUGUGGCAGCACUUCCUCUCUGAGUUUUGUGACCUACCACUCGGUCCCUUGAAACUGACACGGUGGGGGGGGGGGGUGGCAGGGCAGGAGUGGGAUGGUUGCUAAGACAGGGGUCUCCCCAGCA